This is a messenger RNA of Geodia barretti, 1452 nucleotides long. NCBI's taxonomy places the organism in Eukaryota, Metazoa, Porifera, Demospongiae, Tetractinellida, Geodiidae. The record is from the annotation of a GenBank genome assembly.
UCGGAUUGUUGUACAGAGAGCUUAUCAUAAACGUAGGCUGUAACUACUGAAGCUGUGGCUCUGAGCAUUGUUAGCUACAUAGGCUGCAGCAUAUCUAUUGUCAGUUUAAUAAUUACGCUGUUCUUCAUGGUGGUACUCAGGAAGGUUCUUAAUAAAGGAGUUCUGUUGUACAUCCACUUUAACCUGUUCCUGGCUCUCCUGAUGGCUCUUAUUCUCUUUGUCUCUGGCAUGGAGACAGCCACACACAUCAAGUGGCUAUGUGCCACAGUGGCUGCACUGCUUCACUACCUGUUUCUCUGUGUCUUCUGUUGGAUGUUGGCUGAGGGAAUACUGCUGUAUGUGUUGGUAGUCAGAGCAUUCACCACCAAUUUCAAGAAAUGGUACUACCUCCUUCCUCUUGGAUGGGGACUGCCUCUACCAAUUGUUGCUAUAUCGGUUGGACUGAGACACAACUAUUAUGGCACACCAAAUUUUUGCUGGUUGAGUGUGCAGAGUGGAGUGACAUGGAGUUUCAUAGGACCAAUGCUGGCAGUCAUCAUGGUUAACUCUGUGAUUUUGGUGUUGACGAUAAUAAGUGUGGUUCGUGUGAAGAGAAAAGCAUCUGUAGAUGCAAACCUCAGUGGCGCUAGCUUCAUCGUGAAUUCAGUCAAGACUGCCAUAGUACUGCUGCCUCUACUGGGGGUCACAUGGAUCAUUGGACUGUUUGCAGUGAACAGAAAUACCACCGUCUUUGCAUGGACCUUCACACUACUCAAUUCUCUACAGGGAACAAUGAUAUUUGCUCUGCACAUUCUAAGAAACAACAGAGUUAGAAAGUGGUUGCUGGGAAAAGUUGGGCUGGGGAGAAUUUUUGACGGUAAAAGUAGCACAAAGAGCAGUAAGCUACACCCUGUAUCACUGGCAGGGAGAGGGGAAGACACACUGCCAAAAUCAGAUUUUGAGAACCACAAUUCCACCUCGACCAUCAUUCAAAAAAACAAUAGCAUCAAUGUACAUCAAAGCAUGUGCAAUAGUUUUUUUUCAGUUUGUCACAUUUUGUUCAGCUUUGGGAUCGAGAGGUGCCAUUUCCAUAGCUUUAGUCUUCUCCUCCAGCUUGUCAGGGUCUUUAUUCACAGUUGGCACAUCACUUGAAGGCUCAGAAAGAGAGUCUAAUUGAGCACCCACAGUUGAAGAAUAUCUCUCAACCUUUGAACUGCUUUGCCUUGUGCUUGAUCUCUUUAUGGUGGAGUAGACCGUGGAUCCAAAUUGAGAUGACCUCAACGAUGACGCUACACUUCUCCUCAUUUUCUUGAUAUGAGAAUUGUUCCAAAAUUUGUCGCUGAGCACAACAUGAAAAAUGAAUAUGAAGCAACCCUGUGGGGAAGCAAUUCUGAUUAAAACUGCAGAGCCUUUGUAAUAGAGAACCUAAGCAAAAAAAAGUGCAGGAAAAGCUAACCUGGAGUGUGUUGAAGA